CGUGAGCAGAGAUUCAUUUAAGGAGGACGGUCCUGUUGUUUACUUUCUUUUUCCUCUUCAACAAUGUCUAAGGUGAAUCAUCUGAGAGAGUUUAUCGGUCAGCGACUAACAGCAGCUGCUGUAGAAAUAUUCUCAGAGUUUGAAAAAACCAUCUUGGAGUAUGAAGAAGAGCUGGACCGUCAGCGCAGACUGUUGGACCUCGCCUGGAAACCUGAAAUCAGACUAAACAGAAUCGACCUCCCACAAGAAAAUGUUUGUAAGGUGGAGGAGGACGGGGUGUUCAGUGACCAGCACCUCGAUAACCUUCAGGAGAUGAAGCAGGAGGACGUAGAGGUGGAUGUCUCAUUGGUCAAUCUCGCUGAUGUGAAAGUUGAAAAUGGUGAACCAGGACCGGACCGUGGCCAGCUGCUGUUGCACACUUCUCCUGAAGCUCAAAAUGAAGAUGAGGAAGGAACUGAAAGUUUACACUUAGACUCCAGUAAAACUGCAGAUCUGGAGCCAAUGAGACGGCACGGUGACCACGAAGACACUGCUGUCCCGUCAGUCAGCAACUGUAAAUCAAAGCUGACUAGGACCAGCUCUGGCAAAAGGCCUCACCUGUGCAACACCUGCGGCAAAACUUUUACUUACUUAUCAACUUUUAAACGCCACAUAACCAUACACACGGGCGAGAAGGCCUACGUCUGCAACACCUGCGGAAAAAGUUACAGGCAACGUUCCCACCUGGUGGUUCACUCAAGGACCCACACCGGCGAAAAGCCGUACCUGUGCAACACUUGCGGUAUCUCCUUUAUUAAGUUAUCGGAUCUUAAACAACACAUAACCACACACACACACGGGCGAGAAGCCCUACGUCUGGAGCACAUGUGGAAAAAGUUUCAGGCGUCGUUUCACCCUGUUGGUUCACUCGAGGACCCACACCGGAGCAAGGCCGUACCUGUGCAAGACCUGCGAUUCGUGAUAAAUGAACCUCAUGUUGUUGCCAGUGUCCUCAAACGGUUCAACCCUCACUGGGUGGAGGAGGGCCAAGACGAACUGAAGAAAAGAGGGACUGUGGGGGGUCAGUCAGUCUGACCAACAACAAACCGGACUGUGCAAUAACCAGGACAGAGCAAUAACUUUGUGCAAUAUUACACAACACUUUUUCUAUCCUUAUAAUUCUUUUUAUGGCACCACACUUUCUAUUUUUAUCUUUAUUUUUAAUUUUCUUAUCUUUUUAUCUUUAUAUGGGUGUUUGACUUUUGGCGAGUUUGAUUUGUAAAUGACAGUGCUGUGUGAGUGAGAUGGA
Molecule: messenger RNA, 1288 nt
Organism: Cololabis saira (Pacific saury)
Lineage: Eukaryota; Metazoa; Chordata; Actinopteri; Beloniformes; Belonidae
Product: zinc finger protein 180-like
Exons: 2
Coding region: 64-1074 (336 amino acids)
Cellular component (GO): nucleus
Source: RefSeq, a predicted model, not a curated record